AUGGUGAGUGGAAGAAGCGAGGCCAUUUUAGUCGUUACGGCGGUCUUUCUGGGCAUAUCGCAAGUAACGGCUCUUCUGCGAAUUUACGUUCGACUUCGCAUUGUGCAGUCUUUUGGAGCCGAUGAUUGGAUUAUGCUGGUUGCAAUGGUGAGUUGUACUCGGAAUUUGGAUUCUCGCGGAUCAAACGACACUGAUACACCGUGGAUUUUCAACUUUGGAUUCGGAGUCUGUGGUAUCCUGGGGGCUGUGUAUGGCAUGGGACAGAAGAUGGUCCACUUCGCCGAUCGUCCGGACCACUAUCGAUGGGCAAUGCUGUGUUUCUUUUUCGGACAAGUGUUCUACGUCGUUACCUGCGUCCUCGCAAGACUUUCUAUCGCACUCUCUCUGCUCCGCCUUACCGUCGAACGGAUUCACUCAUUCAUGCUGUAUAGCGCCACAGCUCUGUCUAUCGUUGCCGGUCUCAUAUUUUUCUUUUUCACGGUAUUCCAGUGCCAACCGGUACACUACUACUGGAACCACAUGGAUUCCCCAGGGAAAUGCCUGGAUAUGGAUCUUCUCCUGGGAGUAGUAUAUAUGUACAGUGUAGUUGCAACGAUCUGCGAUUUCACGAUCGGUCUUCUACCGGCAUUCAUGGUUUGGCAGUUGAAGAUGCAUCGACGGACUAAGGCUGCGGUAGCUAGUUUAUUAGGCAUUGGAUGCGUGGCAAGCUCAGCCGUGAUCGUGCGCAUGCCAUUUCUCCAUUUUUCGAAGGAUCACGAGUUCCUCUACCAGACCACGCAAAUCGCAAUCUGGUCCCACGUGGAAGCCAGUCUCGGUCUGACGGCCGCAAGCCUGAUGACCAUCCGACCUCUCCUUCGUGCCCUUCGCGCGUUGUCACCGGAGUCAAGUGGCCAGGAAAAUGGCGAGAGCGAUGAGCGCCAAAUAACACGCCCCUGUUUGACCCGGCCAUCUAUGCCUGGUAGAAGAGCGACUCUAGGAUCUUUACAAAUGACAAUUGCCUCGUAUCAACAAUCUUAUAUCUAA
This is a messenger RNA of Aspergillus affinis, 1023 nucleotides long. RefSeq lists its product as uncharacterized. The transcript has 4 exons. Bases 1 to 1023 code for a protein of 340 amino acids. NCBI's taxonomy places the organism in Eukaryota, Fungi, Ascomycota, Eurotiomycetes, Eurotiales, Aspergillaceae. The record is from RefSeq and is a predicted model, not a curated record.